AUGCCACCGAAACGUGGUAAGGCUAAUGGGUCACCUGAAAAGGUGCCCAUGCAGUCUAGUACUAAGCGCACGCGCCGCGAUGAUUCGCAGCCGUCGCAAAGUACCCCAGGUGCUAGGAGCAAAUUUCCAUCUCACUAUAAUGUGGAUAAUAUACUGUCUGUCAUUGUGGACUGCAAUGAGACCACGCCACUGCCAUCACCGCAAAGUGGUGAUGAGCAAAGUGCGUUGAUGGGACAUAUGUCGCCACCAUUUGAGGCACCUAACCUUGAGGGAGCUUCCAUGCUUCCUGCAAGUGAAGGUCAUGCCUCAUCGCCUGCGUCUACGAGCGCAGCGACUAAUUCUGAGCGCGCUACCUCUAAAGAAGUAGGCGCGUCUCAACAACAGGUCGGCGAUUCAAAAUCUUCCGCCUCUGCGGGUGUGAAUCCUCAUUCUGACGUCUUGACCAUCCAUAAUGGAGAGUCAGACUCAAAGAAAUGA
Molecule: messenger RNA, 477 nt
Organism: Peronospora matthiolae
Lineage: Eukaryota; Oomycota; Peronosporomycetes; Peronosporales; Peronosporaceae
Source: the annotation of a GenBank genome assembly